Myripristis murdjan (pinecone soldierfish) is the source of this 2503-nucleotide messenger RNA. RefSeq names its product solute carrier family 35 member A5 (gene slc35a5). The coding region runs from base 164 to 1474 and encodes 436 amino acids. Gene Ontology annotation, molecular function: pyrimidine nucleotide-sugar transmembrane transporter activity. The record is from RefSeq and is a predicted model, not a curated record. Gene Ontology annotation, biological process: pyrimidine nucleotide-sugar transmembrane transport. Gene Ontology annotation, cellular component: Golgi membrane. NCBI's taxonomy places the organism in Eukaryota, Metazoa, Chordata, Actinopteri, Holocentriformes, Holocentridae. The transcript has 10 exons.
UGACGUCAGCUAGGCACUUGUGCGCAUGCGCGGUUUAAGAUUAGGCAGGGACCAGGAAGGACCCAGCAUCAGCUGUGCAUAGCAGGUUCCGCAAUGUCCCGGAGAAAAGCAGGAUUAAACCGGGCUUUAAUGUGAGAGGAUCCGUCCCGUCCCAGCUCCAGCCAUGGCGUGCUGCCGUCCCUGCCCCAGGCUCUGCUCCCGCUCCUCGGCCUACACUCUGGCCCUGGGCCUGGGCUUCGUCACCCUGGGGACCAGCCGCAUCCUGCUGCUCAAAUUCUCUGCCAAUGCAGAAAACAAGUAUGAUUUCCUCCCUGCGUCCGUCAAUCUGCUGGCUGAGGCGCUUAAACUGCUCUUCUGUCUGGUCAUGUCACUCAGGGUCAUAGUCCGAGAGGGCCGCUCAUGCAGAGAGCUGGGCUGUUCCUCUAGUGCCUCCUUCCUCAGUUUCCUCAAGUGGUCGGUCCCUGCUUUCCUUUACUUCCUGGACAACCUCAUCAUCUUCUAUGUUAUGACCUACCUGCAGCCUGCCAUGGCCGUGCUGUUCUCCAACUUUGUCAUCCUGACCACAGCUAUACUCUUCAGAGUUGUUCUAAAGAGGCGCCUGUCCUGGGUCCAGUGGGCAGCACUGAUUAUCCUCUUCCUGUCCAUUGUUUCUCUGACAACGGGGUCAGGGGACAGCCAGAAGUCUAUAGCUGUGCCUGGUCUCCACUCCAGCCCCCUUUCGACCCCGUCCAACUCCUGCCUGCUCUACACACAGCUGCUGGAGCAGAUGAGGAACAGCAGUGCCAGUGAGUCGUGGGUGUCCUCCCUGCCAGGGCAGGCCUGGAGGGACAAGAUGUUGGGGAGGCUUCGCAGUUUUGGUGUGGGUCACGUCCUGCUCCUCAUCCAGUGUUUUAUCUCCGCCAUGGCCAACAUCUACAACGAGAAGAUCUUCAAAGAGGGAGACCAGCUCACCGAGAGCAUCUUCAUACAGAACAGCAAACUCUAUGCCUUUGGACUGGUGUUUAAUGGUCUGUUGCUGGGGCUGGGCAGGGAGGAUCGAGGCCUCACCCUGCACUGUGGCCUCCUCUAUGGGCACAAUAUCUACUCCGUGGGCCUGGUGCUGGUCACUGCUGCCUUGGGUCUCUCUGUGGCCUUCAUCCUGAAGUUCAGAGACAACAUGUUCCACUUGCUGACGAGCCAAAUCACCACCGUUCUGGUCACCUCCCUCUCCCUCUUCCUCUUUGACUUCCGCCCUUCCCUGGACUUCUUCCUCCAGGCUCCCGUGAUCCUGCUGGCCAUCUUUAUCUACAAUGCCAGCCGGCCCAAAGACCCGGAGUACAGCCUGCAGCAGGAGAAGCUGCGGGUCAUCAACGGAGAGGUGUUCGAGAGGUCCAGAGGGGUACAGAGCACACUGAUGAAACUAUUUGAUGGCGAGGAGCUGGAGAGACUGACAAAGCCCAACACAGACAGUGAAUCAGAGGAGGAGUCUUUCUGAUGCUGCGUGUCAUGAAUAGAUGAAGUGGACAUGAACUUCUCCCUUGUUGAUCAGUUUCGUAUUGAAAAAGUUGUAAAUUCUCUUGAACCAAUGAAAAACAAGGCUAUGCUUAGUUUUUGCUCCAUCUCAAGGACAAGUACAAAUUGAAAAAUCACACUUUGCCUAGAAAUGGUCAUAUGUAUGGCUUGCGCACAUUGUUACAUAUGCGGUGUUGAAAACUGGGGGCCAAAGUGCACUGUUCCUUAGAUUUAGAUUUCCUAGUCUAUUAUAGCAUUUCUCUGAAUGAGUGGCAGUGGUUGAAUACAGUGACUGACAGUGCUGUGAUUGUGUGAUGAACUUUAUUGGAUGUCUUAUUCCACUGCGAUGGUAACAGAAAUACUGUAAGGCUGAUGUACAUAAUUUUAAGAUGUGCCUGUCUCUGUAUGUGCCUGUCUGCAGUCAGAGAAAUAUCAAGGAUCCAUUUCGUCAGUGUAUAUGCUUGGAAAUUAUUCUCUUACUGUGACUGGCAUCUGAGGAAAUGAAACUUACCACUUUUAUUAUUGGACAGCUCUGUUUUCUGAAUGAUCUCUCAGUUUCAGUAACAUUGCAUUGAGCAAUAGUUAUUGCAGUGCAGCUAUUUGGAUGUUUUAAGGGGAAUAAUGUACAGCGCAGUGACGAACAGCAACAUUUAUGCCAGUUUUAUUGCCGGAUUACCUUUUCAUAUACCAGGACCAUCAGCGAGGACAUGCCACUUUUCAGCUAAUAAAAGCACAACACACUGGCUCCUGGUGCACUUUUUUAACCUUGAACUAAUUUCCUUCUGCUUUCAGCUGGGGGGGAUUUCUUAUACUGUACAACUGUGAAAUACUGUUUCUCUCUUGUACUGUUAGCAUGUUGUUUGUGCCAUAAAUGCUCAACUUGAAUAUGGAAGCACCCUCUGGAAUACACAUAACAAAUCUUACCCCUUUUGAUUGGAUGGAGUGUUAUAACUCAAACAUGUUGUUUGGAUUUUAUGUGACCUACAAAUAAAUGCUACCUAAAUCCUGAAAA